Messenger RNA from Synchiropus splendidus (mandarinfish), 1418 nucleotides. RefSeq names its product arginine/serine-rich protein 1 (gene rsrp1). The transcript has 5 exons. NCBI's taxonomy places the organism in Eukaryota, Metazoa, Chordata, Actinopteri, Syngnathiformes, Callionymidae. The record is from RefSeq and is a predicted model, not a curated record. The coding region runs from base 337 to 1260 and encodes 307 amino acids.
GGCGUCAAUCAUAGGCCGCCAGAGGGCGAUACAAAGACAAUUUGAAUUGAAAUCUACCACGAAGAAGAAGAAGCUAAAAUUUUCCACGACGCCAUUAACGUUCAAAGUUCGUUGCGCAGCGACAGUGUGGUCAGUCGUCACACACACGAGACCAGCCACCCCGAACAGACAGAACACGUUGGUAUUCGCUCGUCCGUCAUAGACUAGCUCUCUUUUCGUUUUCGUUUCUCUUUUCAACAAUACAUUUUUGAACUCGUCGACGAAAUCAUCUACUAUUUCUUUGCAUAUCGUCGAGUGCCUGUCUUCAAGUGACUUGAUAUCCACCAUCGGAAGAAAAUGGCCAAAGAAGGAGUCUCACACUCUGCCAUGGCCCGUGCUCGCAAGAAUGAUGGCAUCAGCGUGAUCUUUGACCAGAGGAGUCCUGCCUCCUCUCACUCUGAAUCCAGAUCCAGAAGCAGAAGUUGGUCAUCAGGCGCUGUAAGCAGCAGAGGGCGUCGUAGUAGCAGGAGAAAUUACAGAUCACCUUCCUCAUCCACCUCUAGCAGCAGAUCCUCUUCCCGCUCCAGGUCCCGUUCACACAACAGGUCACGCUCACACCCCCGUUGCCACAGAGCUUCCUCUCGCUGUGGUUGUCGCCGCCAUCGUGGGUAUAGGUACGAACACAGACGUUCCCCAACCCGCCGGUACAGAGACCAUUCUUCCAGCUGUUCUCCAUCAGUGGAGAGAUAUUCUCAUCACAGAAGCUCCACAUCUCGCCCCAAAUACUCGUCGCACAGAAGGUAUCGUGACACCCGGGUUGAGAGGACCCACAGGAGUCGCUCAAGAUCCAUGUCAGCUGGACGCUCAGUCAGUCUCAGCGUGGAGAAUAAGAGAGAUCUUCUCCUUGCUGCAAAAGCCAAUGCUAAGAAAUUGCUUGGAGUUGAAAAGCUCCCACUUCCAGAAAGCGUGAAGCCAAUUCUGCCAGAACAGCCAGACCAAUCUGAUGAAGAGUCGUCCGUGUUUGAGAAGAGGGUGAGGCGUGACUCUGAAAAGUCUCUGUCACAGAGUGGAGAUGAACAUGCGCCCAGUCCUGUAACAUCAUCCCCUCACAGAAAGACCAUCUCAUUCAGCAUCAAUAAUUCUUUUGCCAAGCCGACUGUACUGUCUCAGACCAGUGUCAAGGUUGCAGUCCCAGCAGACACCUAUGACAGCAGCAAGCCCUACGGCCUCUGGGUACCCGUCCAAUCCUCCCGCAAACACAAACACGCCAAGUCACACUAGUGUGACAGAUGGACAUUGAUACUGCGAAUACUUGUACAUAUUUCAUGAUGGGUGUUUUCUUCCAGAUUGUAGCGUUGUAUUGGAAAAGGUGAAGAACGUUCAGGUGGGCUUUCUUCUUCAUACCUUUGUUGUACAGUGUAAUUUUCAAUAAAAUAUUU